CUUAAGGACCAGUGACCAGCGUGCCGCCGACAGCUCCUAUCUGGGCUCCCCCAAAUUGAUCUUCAAAGCAGUAAAGCCCAGUCCCUACCCACCUUGAGACUGACCCCCUUCACUGCUGAAAACCCUGGUCGACCUACUGAUAUCAUGCAGAACCCAGCUCUGGUGUUCCCAAGCGCUGGCCCUCUGGACUCGGAGCCGCCAAAGGGAAAAUGGUCCGAUACUCGAUUCUUUAAGUACCUUCAGGAGCAUCGUAACAUUGUGGGCAAGGAAUGCCCGAAAUUUCCGGAGCGGUGUGAGCCCAAAGACCCGCUUCGGCAAGACACUAUCCACACUUGUAUCAAUCUCCAGGACGCGGAUGUCUUAGACUAUGCGGGAGAGUUCUACAACCAACAACGUACUCGGGAUGAUUGUGCUUUCUCAGUCAAGGUAGUGGAUGUGCUGCGGUGGAUGAUUUUUGGGGUCAUGGUUAUUGUCAUCCCUUUGGACAUAUUUGUCUUACUUCGUUGGACUUUGCCCCGAACUCUAAAUAAAUUUUCUCGCGAUUCUCGAGAACAGCGGAGCCUUUUCCCCCCCUAUGAAUGGUCUCUCAAAGUUAGUUUGUGGAUAAUUUUUGUUCCGCAUGCCAAGUUGGCGGCCCUUGGGGGACUGAGGGCUGCACUAUAUCUUCAAGUCUAUGUACCGUCGUUUCAACAUUCACACUCAUCAAAUAUCGAAGAGGGGAGAAAGAUGAUAGAGGUCCGAGCAAAGCGAUUGGAGACUUUGAAAGCACUGUAUAACGACUGGAGGGAGGAAGAAUCCGAAGCUUUGAGAAGGCUGCAUGAGCUGAAAGCUGAUGCAAGCCUCAAAGAUCGAUGGGAGAUCGACGAAUGGAGGCGGAAAGCCACGAGCACCUGGCAGCGUAUCACCUUUGAUUGUAAGAAUUUGGGAGAGCAGAUCGGAGCUCUAAAAGCCGAAAUCUCGGAGAUUCGAGAGAUUGCUCGAACGCAAACUAGUGAACAGAUCACUGGAUACAAAGGGGUCUCUGAUUGGGCAAAGGACGCGCUCGAUACCUACAUGGACACGAUCACUGCGGUGUCUGCCGUAUCCGUAUUGGGCGCUGGUCUAAGCUACACCUCCAUUGUCAGCGCCAGUCGCGGAAAUAUCUCCUACAUGUUCUGCUCCUUCGCACUGUUCAUGAUUUGUCUCGUGAUUGCUACUUCGGUUCAAGUGAUACUCACUUGGUAUAGUCACCGGGCGAACUACCCGCUCCGGAAUCCACGACUCUGGGAAAUCUCCUUGGUUGUUGCUGUGUAUGGGGCCGGAAUGUCUAUGACCGUAGCCAUCAUAUUUUUAUUAGUUACUGUUCAAUCCUUGGAUUCCGACCCUACACAUCCGCCAGUGGUCACUUUUUCACCGAUGGCCUCGGUUUAUGUCACGUAUGCGGUUUCAUUCUUAUAGUUGGGAUUCUCGCGUUAUACAUUUCUGCUUCUGUGAACGGUCUCAAAUUCUUCUUGUUGAGAAGAUCAGAGGUGCAGCUCGCUACCAAGGCGAAAAGGUUGGAGGACUUUGUCUGAUUUGGCUGACUUCAUAGCGCAUAAUGAGAUG
Messenger RNA from Cantharellus anzutake, 1584 nucleotides. RefSeq lists its product as uncharacterized. The record is from RefSeq and is a predicted model, not a curated record. The coding region runs from base 145 to 1437 and encodes 430 amino acids. NCBI's taxonomy places the organism in Eukaryota, Fungi, Basidiomycota, Agaricomycetes, Cantharellales, Hydnaceae. The transcript has 10 exons.